UUUCCUUUGCAUCACCUUAUAAAUUUAGAAGAACUUUCUUAUUCUUAGGGCCCACUUUUUUUCAUUCUAAUCUCUUUUUACCCUUUCAACUUGCAUUAUUCCUCCUAUAUAAGCUCAUAUACCCUCCUUUCAACUGCUCCAAAUUAGUCAAGCAAGCCCUCCUUUUUUUCUCAAACACCAAGAAAAAAAUAAGAUUUCUAAUUAUAUACCGGCCCUAAACACAAGUUUCCUAAUUCAUACCCGAUAUAAUUACAUAUAGAUUGAGAAUAUUGAUAAAAAUGGCUUACUCUAUGAUGAGCACAACAAAUCACAAGACACGAUGUAUGUCCUCAUCUAAAUUUGAGGCGAGUGAUUGGAUCAAAUUAGACCUUGAAGAUUUUAUUAACGACGAAGAUUAUGAUGACAUCGAAGAUAGUUCUCUCUUUUCCUCUUUCGAAACCUCCUCAAAUUAUUCCGGUGCAGCAUCUAAUUUCCUCUUGCAAGAGAACCGCGAAAAUUUGAUGUCUAAGAAGAGAAAAACCAUGGAACAAGCAACUUUUGUUGAUCAUGAAUUGGAAGAUACUGCUAGUUCACCCGUUCAAAGUCCAAAGGUCAACUAUUUGAAUCUCUUCUACAUGAAGUCAAAAGAUGAGAUAGAAAGUAGAGAUAUAUGCCAGAUGCAAGAAAACGGACAUAAUAAUUCACGGCAAGCCGGAGAUAGCACGAACACGGGUUCCCUAGAAUCGGAACUACGAAAGAAGGGACUAUGCUUGAUCCCUACUUCUAUGUUGCUUAAUUACCUCAGUGCAAAUUAAUCAACAUUUGAAGAUCAACUCUAGUUUGUUAAUAUUUUAUGGAGCUCCCCCUUGAUGGAAUUAUAGAUGUAUAUGCAUAUUAUUAAGAUUAUUAUUUGUGACAAAGAUAAAUAGAUCGAUUCAGAAGAUGUAUAA
Molecule: messenger RNA, 929 nt
Organism: Chenopodium quinoa (quinoa)
Lineage: Eukaryota; Viridiplantae; Streptophyta; Magnoliopsida; Caryophyllales; Amaranthaceae
Exons: 3
Coding region: 279-794 (171 amino acids)
Biological process (GO): xylem development
Source: RefSeq, a predicted model, not a curated record